UAAACUGGGAGUUCUGCUGAACAUUGUGGGAAUUAAAGAUUCCUAUUCCACUUGUGUGCCAUUACCGUGCUCAUCUUUAGAGAGAUCAUCCCAUUUAAUCCUUACAACAAUCCUAUAAAGUAGCAAAUGUUGUUAUUCCUAUUUUACUGGUAUAAAAGUUGAGGCUUAGAGAACCAGUAAGGAAAUAAGGUAGCUCCUGGGCCUAACUUCUUUGCUAUACUGUGGUAAGUCCUAUUUAUAUGUUUCCAAAUCUGAAAUAAUGUAUUUAUAUAUGAAAUCACUUGUCUUCAUUUUAUAUAGAACAUACAUGUGCACAUAACCAUAGAAAUAGUUUAAAAGAAAGGCAAAUGUAUAAUAGGCCUUACAAAGAUGAGUACAUUGAGGGAAAAAAAUUUGCCAAUGGGAAGAAUUUGCCCAUGGUACUGAAUGGCUUUCUCAGAAGGGUUAUUUUAUCUGUUCAAAGCAUGUCAAGAUACAAAAGGGCAUAGGGGAAAGUUCAAGAGCAGGCAAAGGCUGGAGCCAGGGCCUCCUCAGCCUAGUACACCCAUCCUGAAGUGCGUCUACUCUCACCUUUUCUGUUUAUUCAAAGGGAUACACAGCCUUUAUAUUUUAACAAUAUAGCUGUCCCCCCACCCUCAAGGCACAUUUUCUAAUAUCUAUGUCGCCUUGGCGUUGUCUUGGUGAGUGUUUACUUUUCUUUGGGGCAUAGAAGUGAAGGUUCUCAGAGCUGGUCAGAUUAUCCCCAAACAGCAAGAGUUAGCUCUGGCAAUGGAGCAGAGCCGCAGUUUCCUCCAGAUGUUUACUGUUGAGCCUCCUGUGUUUAAGGAUGUGGUGGCUGAUGAUAAAUCCAUCCCUACUAGCAGCAAAACCACCCCAGAAUCCCAGCUGAUUGGCGAAGGAGAACUGGCAUCUUUCCACAGGAAGAGCAGCACGUUGUCCCACACGGUGGAUGAGGAAUCAGAUGCGUGUGGACCUUGGGCCUCUGUGGGUUCCGCUCCAAUUUUAAAUCCAUUUAAAAAAUAAAUUUGAAUUUAAGAUAGCUCAGAGCUGGACUCUGAAGGAAUGGAUGGGAAAAGGCGGUCACUCCGGGUGAGGGAGAGGGUGACCCCAGCAACCGCGAGAAGCUGGAGAGAACGCAAGGCUUGGGGGGGAAAGCCUCCGGUUCGGCACCCUUUCCACUUUCCGAUCCUCUGCAAACGCUUGUCCUGGGCCCCCUGGCCUUGUCCCCUUACCGAGCAGGGAAGGGACCGAGGAGAACGUGAACUCCGGCCUCUGUCCCAUCCCAUCUCCGCCGCAGGCCCGGGGUUGUGGGCACGGAGCCCGCGACCGGCGGGGAGGGCGCGGCGCAGGGAGGGCGGGCGAAGGGCCGGCGGCGGCCUCGCGGCGCGUCCACAUGUGGCCGGGCCGCAGGGCGGGGGGGCCGGGGAGCCGAGGGGGAGGGUUUACUCUCGGCUAAGUUCCCGGAUGGUUGCAGCCUCCCGGCUCUGAGCGCUUUUCCUGGCUGCCCGGCUCAGCACUUCGGACCCAGGGAGAAGUUUCCCAGAAAAAAUGCCCAGCGCGCCGCGGGGCCGUGGAGCCUCCCGGAGCCGUUGCGCGGAGGCCACAGCUCGUCCAAAAUGGCUGUCCAAAAAACAACUCCACGUUUGCAUUGAAGAUGACGCCUUUCCCGGGGACAGUGCUCUCUGUUGGUCUGUGUCCCUGGCCAUGGCUUCCUACAGUACCCUUUAAUGAUUUAUCAGCAAGACUGUUGAAAGCAUAACAGUCCAAGAUGCCCGUCCCUCCCCCUCCUGCCCCCCCACCGCCUCCUACAUUUGCACUGGCCAAUACAGAGAAACCUACCUUGAAUAAGUCAGAGCAGGCCGGGAGAAACGCUCUCCUCUCUGAUAUCAGCAAAGGGAGGAAACUGAAGAAGACAGUCACCAAUGACAGAAGUGCACCGAUAUUGGACAAACCUAAAGGAGCCGGUGCUGGUGGUGGGAGUGGAUUUGGCGGAGGAGGUGGCAGCACUGGUGGCAGUGGCGGUGGCAAUUUUGGAGGGGGUGGACCUCCCGGUUUGGGAGGACUAUUCCAGUCCGGAAUGCCGAAGCUGAGAUCCACAGCCAGCAGGGAUAAUGAUUGUGGAGGAAGCCGACCUCCGAUCUUGCCGCCAGGAGGAAAAGCCACGUCGGCUAAACCUUUUUCACCCCCAAGUGGCCCCGGGAGGUUCCCUGUGCCUUCUCCAGGCCACAGAAGCGGCCCCCUCGAGCCUCAGAGGAGCCGAAUGCCUCCCCCGAGGCCCGACGUGGGCUCCAAGCCCGAUGGCAUCCCUCCUCCAGUACCGAACACGCCAAGGCCCAUUCAGUCCAGUCUGCACAACCGGGGGUCCCCGCCAGUGCCCGGGGCCCCCAGGCAGCCCAGCCCGGGGCCGACCCCUCCCCCCGUUCCUGGAAACCGAGGUGCGGCUUUCGGAGGCGGCUCCUUCCGGCAGACACCCUCGGGCUCCUCCUCGCCCUUCUCCAACCGGCCCCCGCUGCCCCCGACCCCGACCAGGGCCAUCGACGACAAACCUCCCCCGCCGCCGCCUCCCGUGGGCAACAGGCCCUCCCUGCACCGGGAGGCGGGGCCGCCGCCGCCGCCGCAGAACAGCAAGCCCCCGGUGCCGUCCAGCCCGCGGCCGGCCGCCUCCGCGCCGCCGCCACCGCCCAGCAGGCCGGGCCCGCCCCCGCUGCCUCCGGGCUCCGGGGGCGCCGACGAAAUGCCGCGGCUGCCGCAGCGCAACCUGUCGCUCACGUCACCCGCACCGCCCCUCCCCUCCCCGGGACGCUCGGGCCCUCUGCCGCCCCCGCCCGGUGAGAGACCUCCGCCUCCGGUGAGGGACCCGCCCGGCCGAUCAGGCCCUCUCCCACCGCCUCCUCCAAUAAGCAGAAAUGGCAGCACAUCUCGGGCCUUGCCUGCCACACCGCAGUUGCCGUCCAGGAGUGGAGUAGAUAGUCCCAGGAGUGGGCUCAGGCCCCCCCUUCCUCCGGACAGGCCUGGUGCGGGGGCACCUCCCCCACCUCCACCGUCAGCAUCAAUUAGAAAUGGCUUGCAAGACGCUCCAUGUGAAGAUGAGUGGGAAAGCAGAUUCUACUUCCAUCCCAUCUCUGAUCUGCCACCUCCAGAACCAUAUGUGCCAACAGCCAAAAGUUAUCCCAGUCAAUUGCCAAGAAAUGAAAGCCGGAGUGGAUCCAGCAGAAGAGAAAGGGGGGCUCCGCCACUUCCUCCCAUCCCGAGGUGAUCUCUGCCUGCUAUUCUCUGUGCAGGCUCGAGAGCUGCUCCUAUGGUUGCUAUCUGAGAGUUGCACACCCUCCACCCCCUUUCUUCCCCUGGCCCCGUCCUAUUGGCAGGAGGGAGGAAGGGAGAGUGAGUGGGAGUACGCGUGUGCAGGGGCAGGGAUCCAGUAAUGAACGCACCUAGCUUUUUAUACCGUGUAUAUUCUCAGAGCCAUUGCUUGCUUCGGCUCCAGCCCGUGUUAGCUGCUGGGAGUCUAUAGGCUUUUUCGGCAAGUAGACAGAGACAAAUUUUAUCCCAGCUUUCAACCAACCAAAUUCAAACAUUCACUGCUUAUUUGCUACAGACUGCGAUUAGGGAAGUCCCCAUGUCUUCUUCCAUGCCUUCUUUGCACGCUUGGCCGCCUGGUUGUUUCCGUGAACCACAGACCACCUAAGCAAGUUGCUGAACAAAGCCUCAAAUGAAACUUUUGCAGCUAUAGGAUGUCCAAGCUUUAGCAGUCAGAGGUACUUAUGCUCUAAGACAGAGCUGUCCGGUAGAAAAAUAAUGUGAGCCCCAUACACAACUUUACCAUUUCUAGUAGCUAUGCUUUUUUAUAAAAGGUGCAAAGAAACAGAUGAAAUUGGUUGUAUUUUAACCUUAUGCAUCCAAAAUAUCAUCACUUCUAUGUGUAAUCAAUAUAAAAAAUAUUAAUGAGAUAUUGUACAUUCUUUUUUGGUACUAAAUUUCCAAAAUCCAGCAUGCAUUUUACACUCACAGCACAUCUCCACGAAAAUGUGACUAGUAGUGUUUUAUAGGCUCAAGAGCCACGUGCAGUGGGGUGGUUACUAUAUUGAACAGCACCAGUCUAGAAGAUGGAAACUAAUGCAAAACCUCUUGUUUAGAAAACAGAAAAGGCAAGAUGAGCUUGAGCAAUUCAAGAGGUGACUAAAAAUAAAGUUAGGGCCCAAUACCUUGUUUAGUAGAUAGCUUGACCUUAGAUUUUGCUCCCAUAUUUCCCCUCUUACCUUAAUGUCUGGAUACAAGUGUUGCUUCACAGUGCCAAGGUCGCAAAUUGAUCUAGCACAGUUUACAGUCACAUGGAAUAAAGCCAUUGGAAAGAAACUGAAAGCCUGUCUGGGCUCCCAGGCCCAGAGCCAGCUGGCUUGUGCACUCACCUGUCAGUUGGUCUCCUGCAGCCUUCGCUCCUCUGCAGCUCAGCAAGCCCCGGGGCUGGGAGACACUGGGUGGGCUUGGUGGGAAGGGGGAAGAAAGUCAGAGAAAGGCAUCAAAUCAGAAACAUGGAAGAAAGGAACAGACUUGAGUGACCAACAAGAUGUGAUGCUUAUAGGGUCAAAUGAAUAAGGGAGAUUGGUAGUGGAAAUCGGAGGGAAGUUGUUUUGAAUCUGUCCAGGAGAAUCUUGUGUCUUGGAUCUAUGCAAAUAAAAGCUAUGCUAAAGAACCAUAGGGAAGAGCCAACCUUGCCUUUUUAAAUAUGAUUUUGUUUACAGAAUUUUACUAGGACUUUUAAAUCUAGCCGUAGAGUUGGGAAUAAGUAUUUCCACUUAAAUGUUUUAUAUGGUUGAUUUUGUUUAAAAGUUAUCAUUACUUAUUUUUUAAAAGCACAUGGCCACAUACGUAUAUGUAUAUCUACCUAAACCUUGUAUCAUGGUUUCAGUGUAUUAUCCAUGUAUUCCUUGGAGUUGCUAACAAGAAGUCAAUCCAAAGAAAAAUUUGAAAGAUACGUUCCUAUUUAUAGAAUAAAUAAUUCUGUUUUUUCAUUUAUAUAAAAGCAAAAGAACUUAGUGUUCUAAUAAAUGGGAUGUCUAAUAAAUUAUGAAGUUACUGAUUUAAAUAUCUUGUAUUUUUAUAACUUUCCUUGCCAAAGUUCUGGGCUUAUUAGUACAUUAGAGAGCUUGCUGUUUCCCCUCUCUUUUACCAUUUGUCUGUCUUCCAUAUAGUCACUUGGGGCUCUUCACCCAAAGAAAAUCAAGAAAUAUAAGGGUAUAACAAGGUUGGCCAAGUAUUUUGACAUUUUUUUUUUAUCUCUAUCUAGCAUUUUGGUAAUUUAGCAGCAUUAUUUUAUUUUGGAGUCUUUGAUAUCAACAGUGAUAAAAAUCCCCAUCAUCAAUUCUAUAGACCCACUUCCACAAACGAUGCAAUUUGACCUUCCUGAAAAAUAUGGUGGAGAAAAGUCGAACCCAAAGAAAGGUCUGAAUUUUAUAAGGCGUAGAAACAGUUGGACAACUUCCUUCUGUAUUGAAACUUUGCAGGUACCACUCUAAAAUUUGAAACAGGGUCACAGCUCAAAGUUGCCAUUCAUCCAGAAUAGAGAUGUUAUAGAAUGUACUUUUUAAGUGAAUGUUUCAUUAAUACACCUACACUCUUUCUCUGAAAGUUAGCAACCUAAUUCCAUCUUAAACUUUGAAUAAGUUCUGUGCUAAAAUCUUCAACGAUGGCAAAUCACAGAAAUGAGUGUUUUCUUCCUUCAAAUCAGAACGUACAUGUGUGUUUUUUCCAUAAAAUUUCCAGAUAAAUAUAUUCAAGAUGCAAUACAGUGUUUUAAUAUUCACAUAUCAUUUUAUAUUGAAAUGUAUUACAGUAUUAAAAUUCAGUGUUCAGUAUUUAUUUCACUAUGCAUUUUAUGUAGUAACAGCUAAGAAAAAUGUUUCAUCCAAUGGUGCCUUACUUUGUGAUUUGAACGAAAUCAACUUUUCAUGUCUAAGUAGCAAAUUAUUUGCAUACUUGUAAAAACUGUUAGGUCUUUAUAUUUUAACUUGUAAUACCAGUUUUAUUAUUUUAGUAGCAGAAAUGGAAUGACUGUUAAAGUGCCCAGAAAAUUUUGGCAUGAAAUUAAUUUUUCCCUCUUUAUAGUCGGGAACUAUAGAGGAAGAAUAAAAAUCUUUUCGUACCAUUGUACUAUGUAAACAGACACAUUUUGGUAUGGAUGUCAUCAGGACAGUGUAAAUGGAAGGGCAGAGUCUACCCUAGACAUCUGACUCUUUGUAAAUUAGCCAGACAAUAAAUAAAAG
Nycticebus coucang (slow loris) is the source of this 6260-nucleotide messenger RNA. It is a transcript of the gene WIPF1, whose product is annotated as WAS/WASL interacting protein family member 1. The coding region runs from base 1769 to 3256 and encodes 495 amino acids. Gene Ontology annotation, molecular function: actin binding. The transcript is spliced from 9 exons. The record is from RefSeq and is a predicted model, not a curated record. NCBI's taxonomy places the organism in Eukaryota, Metazoa, Chordata, Mammalia, Primates, Lorisidae.